Messenger RNA from Eruca vesicaria subsp. sativa (arugula), 1375 nucleotides. The record is from the annotation of a GenBank genome assembly. NCBI's taxonomy places the organism in Eukaryota, Viridiplantae, Streptophyta, Magnoliopsida, Brassicales, Brassicaceae.
AAAUAUUCUCUCAAUAGAGUGUGACGGAGAGAUUCUUCUUCCAGGCUCGCUCUCUCAUUGUCUUCUUCUUCCUCCAGUAUCAAAUCUCUCUACCACAGCUUCGCUCUAGAGUUUCCGUCUUCCUUCUCGGAUCUCUGUGAGCCACAAGGAGAUUGUGAGGAUGUCAAGUGGUAGAAACACACACUGGUGUCACAGAUGUCAACGUGGUGUAUCCCUUCGUGGUAGAGACUCUCUCUGUCCCUAUUGUGGAGGAGGUUUUGUGGAAGAAAUCGAUGCAACACCUCAUAGUAUCCCCUUAGAUAUGCUUAGAGCUCACAGAGAUGUUGAGCGUGAUCCAACCUUUGAUCUCAUGGAAGCCUUCUCAGCUUUUAUGAGAAGCCGCUUAGCUGAAAGAAGCUACGACCGAGACAUCACUGGAAGACUUGGUGGCUCUGGUCGUUCUGAAAGCUUUUCAAGUAUAGCUCCUUUCUUGAUCUUCGGUGGCCAAGCUAAUAAUCAUACUUCAGUUGAAGCCUUACUCAACGGCUCGCCUGCCAUUGGUAUCACUCGUGGCAACAACACCAAUGCUGGAGACUACUUCUACGGACCAGGUCUUGAAGAACUGAUUGAACAGCUUUCAUCAGGGACUACUACUCACCAUAGAGGUCCACCACCUGCAGCUAAAUCAUCUAUCGAUGCAUUACCAACCAUCAAGAUCACACAGAAGCAUCUCAAGUCAUCAGACUCUCACUGUCCCGUUUGUAAAGACGAGUUUGAGUUGAAGUCAGAAGCUAAACAGAUGCCGUGUAAACAUGUUUAUCAUUCUGACUGCAUUGUGCCCUGGCUGGUUCAGCAUAACACGUGUCCGGUUUGUCGUAAAGAGUUACCUUCAAGAGGCUCGUCUUCAAGCACACAGAGUGAUCAGAAUAGAAGUACUAAUAGAAGAAGGAACAUUUUCUCUAAUCUAUGGCCGUUCCGCUCGUCUAGCUCAAGCUCCACACAGAACCGUAGAGAGACAAACAACACAGCUAUUGCAGAAGAAGGCCAGUAUAAUCAUCAUCAUCAUCAUCACCAGCAACAACAUCAGCAGCAACAAUCCAAUAUGGGUUAUAGUGGAUGGCCUUUUGAUUAUUAAAGGGUUCUAAUCUAAAUACUUAACUCCUUGUUAAGGCUUUGUAUCUCACUUUGGUCUUUUGUAUUUUGUUUGAAUACUUUUGUCUUGUUCUGCACUUUUUUCAGUUACUGGUAGAUCUUAUCUUUACGUGGCUUAUGGUUUAUCAACUUUGUGUUUUAUUCAGUGGAAUAUAUAUCACACAUGUUAGCAUGUUACUGAAUUAGUAUUAAAACAAUUUAUGUCUCUUUUAUAGAUGAAUGAAUGUAUAUGUUUCGGCUGGCG